Messenger RNA from Gallus gallus (chicken), 1361 nucleotides. It is a transcript of the gene CCDC89, whose product is annotated as coiled-coil domain containing 89. The transcript is spliced from 2 exons. Lineage: Eukaryota; Metazoa; Chordata; Aves; Galliformes; Phasianidae. The record is from RefSeq and is a predicted model, not a curated record. The coding region runs from base 129 to 1229 and encodes 366 amino acids.
AUGCUAGGAGUGUCAACAAACAGGCCAAGGAAGGAAAACACCUGGCAACAGAAAAGAUUUGUCCUCCUAAGCCCCUCUCUCUGUUGUUUUUCCACUGGAUAGGCUCAGCCUUUUAGUCUUUCCCUGUUAUGGCUGCAUGUUUUGGCAGGAAUCAAAGCAGCAGCAGCGGAAGUGUCUCCAUGGCCCAUGAGGAUGGAGAGGCAGUGGUGGCCAACCACACAAGUGAUGCGGAGAUGGGCAAAGAUACCGAAGAUCCAACAAAAGGCACACAGACACUCUGUGGGAGCCCUGAGGAGAAGAGAGAGAAGGCUCUGCUACGGGCACGCCUGGAAGAGCAGCAUCGCCUUAUCUGUAUCCUGAAGAAAAAAACAGAUGAUGCACGCAAACGCUGCAAGAGCCUGGAGCAGCUCAACAUGGAACUGGAGAAACUGAGGCUAGAGGAUGCUGUGAAACUAAAAACUCAGACCCAGCGGAUUCAGUACUUGGAGGAUUUGGCCAACAACCAAGAAAAAAUGAUCUACUCCAAGGAUGAGCAAGAGAAACAGAACACACAGCUGAAGGAGGAAAACCAGCGCCUGCAGCAGGAGAACAAAACCCUCUUCAGCCAAGCAGCGAAGGACAACGAGGCUGAAAUGCUUCAGCUUGCUGCCCAGGCCAGAGAGCUCUUGCAGCAGCUGGAUACUCUACAUGAGAAAUGUGCCUGGGAGAGAUCCAGAGCCCAGCAGCUAGAAAAAGAGCUCCUGGAAGCUCAGAGCCAGCAAGCACAUGCCUGUACCUUGGAGGUUGACUCGCUAAGACAACAGCUGCAGCGCCUACAGGAGGAGCACCAACAAAUGGUGGAACAGCUAGAGCAUGGAGAAAGCCAGCAGAAGGCUCAUGAUGCUGAGCUGCAAGCCAAGCUGGAGAGGGCAAAUGAGGAGAAAGAGCAGCUACUGAACCUGGCCGCAGAAAGGGGCAAAGCUCUGCAAGAAAAGCAACAGGAAAUUCUGCAACUGGGGAGGAAGCUGGAGAUGGCAGAAAGAGCCAAAUGGAGAGCAGAGAAGCACAUUGUCAAAGAAGUGGCAGCAAACUACGGUCUGAAAGUCCAAGAGCUCCAGCAAGAGCUGAAAAGCAGCCAGCAGGCAUACAGCAAGCUCUCGCUGCAGUUUGAUGCUUACAAAAAGCACAGUAUGGAUUUACUGUCCAAAGAAAAAGCACUGAAUGUCAAACUCCGUCACUUUAAGGCAUAAUGUCAGCUUUCUGCUCGAUUCUUAGCAGGCGCCUCUACUGUACCACACCACUGAUUUUGUGUUCCUGUUCAUGCAGCCGUCUUCUAGCAGAUCUCUGUAAUGUACUUACAAGCUUAAAUCCUUCUGCAAGAA